AUGGAGCUCUCCGAUGUGCGCUUCCUUAGCGGCAGCGAGGAACUCUACACCAUCCACCCGACGCCCCCGGCCGGCGACGGCGGGAGCGGCUCCCGGCCGCAGCGGCUGCUGUGGCAGACGGCGGUGCGGCACAUCACCGAGCAGCGUUUCAUUCACGGGCACCGGGGCGGCGGCGGCGGCGGCGGGAGCGGAGGCUCGGGGAAAGGCUCGAACCCUGCGGGCUGCGGCCCCAACCACCACGCGCCUCAGCUGUCCGGCGAGUCCGCGCUGCCGCUCUACUCGCUGGGCCCCGGGGAGCGGGCGCACAGCGCCGGUGGCUCCAAAGUCUUCCCGGAACGCAGCGGGAGCGGCAGCGCCAGCGGCAGCGGAGGUGGGGGCGACCUGGGCUUCCUGCACCUUGACUGCGCCCCGAGCAACUCGGAUUUCUUCCUCAAUGGGGGCUACAGCUACCGAGGGGUCAUUUUCCCCACCUUGCGCAACUCCUUCAAAUCCCGGGAUCUGGAGCGCCUGUACCAGCGCUAUUUCCUGGGCCAGAGGCGCAAAUCGGAGGUGGUGAUGAACGUGCUGGAUGUCCUGACCAAACUCACCCUCCUGGUCCUCCACUUGAGCCUGGCCUCAGCACCCAUGGACCCGCUCAAGGGCAUCCUGUUGGGCUUCUUCACUGGCAUCGAGGUGGUGAUCUGUGCCCUGGUGGUGGUCAGGAAAGACACCACCUCGCACACGUACCUGCAAUACAGCGGCGUGGUCACCUGGGUGGCCAUGACCACCCAGAUCCUGGCAGCAGGUCUCGGCUACGGGCUUCUAGGCGACGGCAUAGGCUACGUGCUCUUCACGCUCUUCGCCACGUACAGCAUGCUGCCGCUGCCGCUUACCUGGGCCAUCCUGGCUGGCCUGGGCACCUCGCUGCUGCAGGUGGUCCUCCAAGUGGUCAUCCCUCGGCUAGCAGUCAUUUCUAUCAACCAGGUUGUGGCCCAGGCAGUGCUAUUCAUGUGUAUGAACACAGCUGGAAUCUUCAUCAGUUACCUCUCAGACCGGGCCCAGCGUCAAGCCUUCCUGGAGACGCGGAGGUGUGUGGAGGCCAGGCUACGCCUGGAGACAGAGAAUCAAAGACAGGAGCGGCUCGUGCUGUCUGUGCUACCCCGAUUUGUUGUCCUGGAAAUGAUCAAUGACAUGACCAAUGUGGAAGAUGAGCACCUGCAGCACCAGUUCCAUCGGAUCUACAUCCAUCGCUAUGAGAAUGUCAGUAUUCUUUUUGCAGAUGUUAAAGGAUUUACCAACCUCUCCACGACCUUGUCCGCUCAGGAGCUGGUCAGGAUGCUCAACGAGCUCUUUGCCAGAUUUGAUCGACUGGCCCAUGAGCAUCACUGCCUUCGUAUUAAAAUCCUGGGAGACUGCUACUACUGUGUUUCCGGACUUCCUGAGCCCCGCCAGGACCAUGCCCACUGCUGUGUUGAAAUGGGCCUCAGCAUGAUCAAAACCAUCAGGUAUGUCCGGUCCAGGACAAAGCAUGAUGUGGAUAUGCGGAUUGGAAUCCACUCGGGCUCCGUGCUAUGUGGUGUGUUGGGCCUGAGGAAGUGGCAGUUUGAUGUCUGGUCUUGGGAUGUGGACAUUGCAAACAAACUGGAAUCUGGAGGAAUCCCUGGGAGAAUUCACAUUUCCAAAGCCACCCUGGACUGCCUCAAUGGUGACUAUAAUGUGGAAGAAGGCCAUGGAAAAGAACGAAAUGAGUUCUUGAAGAAGCAUAAUAUAGAGACCUAUUUAAUUAAGCAGCCUGAGGAGAGUCUGCUCUCCCUGCCAGAAGACAUCGUCAAGGAAUCGGUGAGCCCCUCUGACAGGAGAAACAGUGGGGCAACAUUCACUGAAGGAUCCUGGAGCCCCGAACUGCCCUUUGAUAACAUUGUGGGGAAGCAGAAUACUCUGGCUGCCCUAACAAGAAAUUCAAUAAAUCUGCUUCCAAACCAUCUUGCACAAGCUUUGCAUGUCCAGUCUGGGCCUGAGGAAAUUAACAAGAGAAUAGAACAUACCAUCGACUUGCGGAGUGGCGAUAAAUUGAGAAGAGAGCAUAUCAAGCCAUUCUCACUGAUGUUUAAAGACUCCAGCCUGGAGCACAAGUAUUCUCAAAUGAGGGAUGAAGUAUUCAAGUCAAACUUAGUCUGUGCAUUUAUUGUUCUUCUAUUUAUCACAACAAUACAAAGUUUGCUUCCUUCUUCAAGAGUGAUGCCAAUGACCAUCCAGUUCUCCAUUCUGAUUAUGCUGCACUCAGCUCUGGUCCUAAUCACCACAGCAGAGGAUUAUAAGUGUUUGCCCCUGGUCCUGAGGAAAACUUGCUGUUGGAUUAACGAGAACUACUUGGCGCGGAACGUCAUCAUCUUUGCCUCCAUCUUGAUUAAUUUCCUGGGUGCCGUCCUAAAUAUCCUGUGGUGUGAUUUUGACAAGUCGAUACCCUUGAAGAACCUGACUUUCAAUUCCUCAGCUGUGUUCACAGAUAUCUGCUCCUACCCAGAGUACUUUGUCUUCACGGGAGUGUUGGCCAUGGUGACCUGUGCAGUGUUCCUCCGACUUAACUCUGUCCUGAAGCUAGCUGUGCUGCUAAUCAUGAUCGCCAUCUAUGCCCUGCUGACAGAGACCAUCUACGCUGGCCUCUUUCUGCGUUAUGACAACUUGAACCACAGUGGCGAAGAUUUCCUGGGGACCAAAGAGGCAUCACUGUUGCUAAUGGCCAUGUUCCUCCUUGCUGUAUUCUACCAUGGACAGCAGCUGGAGUACACAGCCCGCCUGGACUUUCUUUGGCGAGUACAGGCCAAGGAAGAGAUCAAUGAGAUGAAGGAGCUGAGGGAACACAAUGAGAACAUGCUACGGAAUAUCUUACCAAGCCACGUGGCCCGACAUUUCCUGGAGAAAGACAGAGACAAUGAGGAACUGUACUCUCAAUCCUAUGAUGCCGUUGGGGUGAUGUUUGCCUCCAUCCCAGGAUUUGCAGACUUUUACUCUCAGACUGAAAUGAAUAACCAGGGAGUGGAAUGCCUACGGUUGCUGAAUGAGAUCAUUGCUGACUUCGAUGAGUUGCUUGGUGAAGACCGGUUCCAGGACAUUGAAAAGAUCAAGACCAUUGGCAGCACCUACAUGGCCGUGUCAGGCCUGUCACCAGAAAAACAGCAAUGUGAAGACAAGUGGGGGCAUUUGUGUGCCCUGGCCGACUUCUCUCUCGCCCUCACUGAAAGCAUACAGGAGAUCAACAAGCAUUCCUUCAACAAUUUUGAACUCCGGAUCGGCAUCAGCCAUGGCUCAGUGGUUGCUGGUGUGAUUGGCGCUAAGAAACCUCAAUAUGACAUUUGGGGCAAAACCGUGAACCUGGCCAGCCGAAUGGACAGCACAGGGGUGAGCGGGCGGAUCCAAGUGCCAGAGGAGACCUAUCUCAUCCUAAAGGACCAAGGCUUUGCCUUUGACUACCGAGGGGAGAUCUACGUGAAGGGCAUCAGUGAACAGGAAGGGAAAAUCAAAACGUACUUUCUCCUGGGAAGAGUCCAACCCAACCCAUUCAUCUUGCCCCCAAGAAGACUGCCCGGGCAGUACUCCUUGGCCGCAGUCGUUCUGGGCCUUGUCCAGUCCCUCAACCGGCAAAGGCAGAAGCAGCUACUCAAUGAGAACAACAACACGGGGAUCAUCAAAGGCCAUUACAACCGACGGACUUUGCUGACUCCCACUGGGCCGGAGCCUGGGGCCCAAGCUGAAGGCACUGACAAAUCCGAUUUGCCAUAA
This is a messenger RNA of Lepus europaeus (European hare), 3759 nucleotides long. RefSeq names its product adenylate cyclase 8 (gene ADCY8). Gene Ontology annotation, cellular component: plasma membrane. Lineage: Eukaryota; Metazoa; Chordata; Mammalia; Lagomorpha; Leporidae. Gene Ontology annotation, molecular function: adenylate cyclase activity. The record is from RefSeq and is a predicted model, not a curated record. The transcript is spliced from 18 exons. Gene Ontology annotation, biological process: adenylate cyclase-activating G protein-coupled receptor signaling pathway; intracellular signal transduction; cAMP biosynthetic process. Bases 1 to 3759 code for a protein of 1252 amino acids.